AAAGAGCACGCACAAUUCGCGCUCCAUCUCGGUCGAAGUCACGAUACUCCUGUGCCACACGUAGGCACAGUCGCCCAUCUUCUCUCCCUCUAGCUGUGCAGCCUGUCUUCGCAGUCGUCAUUGCAGCUCACUCGAACGACCCGUGAGAGCUCGGACCUCGCGCAAGAUUGAGCCCGCGCGAGAAGCUCGGUCUACGCCUUGCUCGCUAUGCCCAUUAUGCUGCGAUCGCUUCCGAGAUCACAAUGCUCGGACCUGACGCUAUCUGUUUCUCGCUACAUGUGUGCCGCAAUCGUCUCCGAUGAGGCGCUGCCGGCGCUGCACAGCCGGCGUCGGGCGGCGCGGACCUCUGCUCGACGGUCGAGCGACCGGAGUGAAUCGCCGCCCUGGCCAAAGCUCGACGUGCACUCAGCUCGGCGCAUGCUCUCAUUGUGUGCCCUUGCGAGCAUCGACUCCUUCGGUCGCCAUAACGAACGAAAGAUCGCCUUUUCGUUGACCUGGGACACGUCGGCGUCGCACAGCGAACCGCCUAAACUCGACAGCGUGGCUCCUCUUUCUUCUCUGCUCGUCGACAACAAUCGCCUCUGCACGUCCCGAGCCCAGUAGAGCCUUUCCUCGAGCCGGCGUUCAAGCGCGCACGAGUCUCAGCAGACGCACAACAUCUCCCGAAGCGCACCUCAACGCACAGCUUGCCAAGACGCCUUCGAGACCGCGACGCCCGAGGAGCCGCA
Molecule: messenger RNA, 728 nt
Organism: Mixia osmundae IAM 14324
Lineage: Eukaryota; Fungi; Basidiomycota; Mixiomycetes; Mixiales; Mixiaceae
Exons: 3
Coding region: 208-603 (131 amino acids)
Source: RefSeq, a predicted model, not a curated record